Messenger RNA from Uloborus diversus, 2790 nucleotides. RefSeq names its product ovochymase-1-like. Gene Ontology annotation, biological process: proteolysis. Gene Ontology annotation, molecular function: protein binding; serine-type endopeptidase activity. NCBI's taxonomy places the organism in Eukaryota, Metazoa, Arthropoda, Arachnida, Araneae, Uloboridae. The transcript has 17 exons. The record is from RefSeq and is a predicted model, not a curated record. The coding region runs from base 45 to 2783 and encodes 912 amino acids.
AUGGUUUCCUAGUUGAUGAGGUGUUAUUUGCAUACUGUUGUGUUAUGGAUAGAAUAACAGUUAAACUUGCGGCUUUGAUUUUGAUAGCAUUUACAACUGCGAAUGGAAAAGAAAUAACUUCAGUAGACAGUGAUGCUGCUUGUGGAGUGUCUCAGCCUCUCAGAGUAACUCAAUCUUUGGGAUUUUUGACUUCUCCAAAAUUUGAUAAUUUCCAUUAUUAUCCAGCCAAUCAAAACUGCUCAUGGACCCUGAAAGUACCGGAAGGAAAGGUGAUAUUUUUGAAAAAAAUGUAUUUUGGUUUGAAUCAAGAGUGUGAGUUUGAUGCACUUACAUUAUACGAAGGAGAGCCGCCAAAUCACAAGAGGAUAGGAAAAUAUUGUGGAUACUGGAUACCUGUAACACAUAGAACAAAAACAAAUAUUCUUCACAUCAAUUUUAUUAGUGGCAGAGUACCACGAAACGUAGGCUUCCAGUUCUUUUUUAAAGAAGAAUAUCCCACCGUGAAAUGCAAGGAAGGCGAAAUUUCUUGUCGACAUAGAACAAGAUGCGUUUCUUCAACAAAACGGUGUGAUGGUGUGGAUGACUGUGGUGAUGGUACAGAUGAAGAAGCAUGUGGUUCUAUUUAUAAAGACAGAACAGAGUGUGGAAUCCCCAAAGUGCAACCUAUUCUCGAAAGUAAUCGAAUCGUUGGUGGAAGAGACGCCAUCCCUGGGAGUUGGCCAUGGCAAGCCUCUUUGCGUCUGGUAGAUUAUGAGCCAUACAGUCACAACUGUGGUGGAGUGCUUAUAAGCAAUCAGUGGCUGUUGACAGCAGCACAUUGUUUUAAGAACAACAGACUAGGUACAGAGAAUUGGAAUGUUUUGUUUGGAAAACAUUUUCGUCUAGUACCGGAUGAUACUGAGGAACUUCGAUACAUGGAUUCCAUUUAUAUUCACCCUGGUUAUAAAGGCCUUGAAGAAUCGAGGCUUUCUAUACCAUGGAUUAUAAGAAAACAGCAUGACAUUGCUCUGGUGAAGCUAAAUGCCCCAGUCACCAUUAACGAUUAUGUGUCUCCAGUUUGCUUACCUCAAACGAAUCAUUCAUUAAAAUCAGGAAUCAUGUGCUACGUGACAGGAUGGGGGGAAACGUAUGGAACAGGAUUUGAAUUGGAGCUUAAACAAGCUAUGGUCCCAAUUGUGUCUUUAGAAACUUGUAACGAGUGGCAUCGGUUUUUUGACAUAGCUCCAACAAUGCUCUGUGCGGGGCACAAAGACGGAGGACAUGAUUCAUGUCAAGGUGACAGUGGCGGCCCCUUAGUCUAUUUGGAAAAUGAGACAUGGACAUUGGCAGGAAUCGUUUCUACAGGUGGCUCGAUUUGUGCAGCAGAGAAACAGCCUGGAAUCUAUACUCUUGUUUCUUAUUACAUAAGCUGGAUAGAAAAUGUCACUUCCAUUGACUUUGGUUUAAAACCGAUACCAUUCGGCAACACGACAAUCGCGUGUGGAUUAGAGAGACCACUUGUUUUGAAAAAUGAAUAUGGUUUCAUCAGUUCUCCAGGGUUUAAUUUCCAGACAUAUCAAGAGAAGAAAAAUUGUUCAUGGACUAUAAUUGCUCCUGAACAUAAGCAAGUUUUUUUGAAGAAGUUUUACUUCAACAUCAAUCGUGAGUGCGAGUUGGAUUCCUUAACCCUCUAUGAAGGGGCGCCACCGAAACACACCAGAAUUGGUCAAUACUGUGGCAUGUGGAUGCCUCUGUCUUACAAAUCGAAAACUAAUGUCCUUCAUUUGUCCUUUAUCAACAGCCGAACUUCUCGAAACACUGGUUUCCAGCUUUUCUAUAAACAAGUAUUGCCUACUGUAAAAUGUGACUCAGAUGAACUUACUUGCCGACACCGCACCAAGUGUGUACCGUUAAACAAAGCAUGCGAUGGUGUUGAUGAUUGUGAAGAUGGCAGUGAUGAAGAAAAAUGUGAAAUUGCUGACGAAAGUAGUGCACUCUGCGGCUUGCCGAAGAUAGCACCGUUUCUUGGUAGUAAUAAAAUUGUCGGAGGCAGAGAUGCAAGACCCGGUAGCUGGCCAUGGCAAGCUUCAUUAAGGCUGGUUGCAGACGAACCCUACAGCCAUACGUGUGGCGGGAUUUUAAUUGGAAAGCAAUGGAUUUUGACUGCAGCUCAUUGUUUCAGAGAUGGCAAUCUGGAUCUUCGUCGCUGGAACGUCUUAUUUGGAAAACAUUUCAAGCUUGUUCCAGAAGAUACAGAGCAACUACGAUACAUGGAAACUGUAGUUAUACAUCCAGAAUACAAAGGUCUUGAUGAUACAAUGCAAAAGCAGCAUGACAUUGCAUUAGUGAAACUAAAUGCUGCUGUUACAAUCACCGAUUUCGUCACUCCAGUUUGCUUACCCCAACGAAAUAAAACAGUCACACCGGGGACAACGUGCUAUGUGACUGGUUGGGGAGAAACUUACAGCACAGGGUUUGAAUUAGAACUGAAGCAGGCCGAAGUACCCAUUGUACCAUUCGAAACGUGCAAAUCUCAGUAUAAAGGUUUUGAGGUACACCCGAGUAUGAUAUGUGCUGGGCAUGAAGAGGGUGGCCAUGAUUCUUGUGAGGGAGAUAGUGGUGGUCCUUUGGUAUAUUCAGAAGAUAGAAAGAAUUGGCAAUUAGUAGGCAUUGUAUCAACAGGUGGAGCAUUUUGUGCGAGCAAGCAGCAGCCUGGUGUAUAUACAUUAGUGUCACAUUACGUUGAUUGGAUUCAAAAUGUUACUGCUAUUGAUUUUUACAGUAAAAAACGCGACGUACUCUAAAACUAAU